Messenger RNA from Bufo gargarizans (Asiatic toad), 5621 nucleotides. RefSeq names its product saxiphilin-like. The coding region runs from base 24 to 5489 and encodes 1821 amino acids. Gene Ontology annotation, biological process: cell-matrix adhesion. The record is from RefSeq and is a predicted model, not a curated record. NCBI's taxonomy places the organism in Eukaryota, Metazoa, Chordata, Amphibia, Anura, Bufonidae. The transcript is spliced from 32 exons. Gene Ontology annotation, cellular component: basement membrane; extracellular region.
GAUGGGACGAGCAGCCACAUUGCAUGAAGCACUCUUCAUCUAGUGCCCAGAAAGAAGUGAGGAUGACUCCUGCUUUCCAAGUCUUACUAUGUCUCUGCCUGUUGGGGAUGAGCUAUGCAGCACCCCAAGCAAGAAAUGUACGCUGGUGUGUGACGUCAAAUGCAGAAGAAAAAAAGUGCAAUGAUCUGGUGAACUCGUGCACUGUCAAGGAAAUUGUCCUAAUAUGUGUGAAGAAAUCCAGCACUGAGGACUGUAUGAGAGCUAUCAGUGCUGGAGAAGCAGAUGCUAUUUCUCUGGAUAGUGAAAAUAUUUACAAAGCUUCAUUAAAUCCUUUUGAUUUGAAGCCCAUCAUGACCGAAACAUAUCCUUCCCAGAAAGAAAUCAAGGUAAAUCAGGGGCCUUGUCAAAAGGAACGCCAGCGGCAACGUGAACGAGGACGACCCCUACUGGGUGCUUUUGAACCCAAGUGUGAUGAAAAAGGAAACUAUCAACCAAAGCAAUGUCAUGGCAGCACCGGCUACUGCUGGUGUGUUAAUGAAGAAGGUAAAACGAUUGAUGGUACAAAAACUCCACCAGGACAGAAGUCUGUAACCUGUGAAGACCAUCAACAAAGUACCCCUUGUUUGAGGCAUCGCCAGAGCGUGCUCGGAGCAAAUAAACCCCAAAUAGGGGCAUUUGUGCCAGAUUGUGAUGAAAAAGGCAACUACAGUCCAAAGCAGUGUUUUGGCAGCACUGGUUACUGUUGGUGUGUGGACGAACAUGGUGAUGAAAUAGAAGGUGUAAGAGCCAAACAGGGCAAGGUUAACAUAACGUGUGAAUAUACAGGAGGUGAAAAGCCCUGCAUGAAAGAACGCCGAAAAUCGCUCAGUGGAGGGCAACCUUUACCAGGGGCUUUUAUGCCUGAUUGUGAUGAAAAAGGAAACUACAGUCCAAAGCAGUGUCAUGGCAGCACCGGUUACUGUUGGUGUGUUAACGAAAAUGGUAAAGAGAUUUCUGGUUCAAGAACUCCACCUGGACAACAGGUUCCAACAUGUGGAGCUUCUGUCUUAUCAGCUGAAACAUCCUGCAUAAAAGAACGACAGAAAGUGCUCGGUGCAGCGACACCAAUAUUAGGAGCGUUUGUACCGGAUUGUGAUGCAAAAGGAGACUACAGACCAAAGCAGUGUCAUGGCAGCACCGGACACUGUUGGUGUGUUUCCAAAGAUGGUAAAGAGAUACAGGGUACAAGAACGGCACCUGGGCAGACACCCCCUACAUGUGAGAUUCCAGGAGGUGAAAAGCCCUGCAUGAAAGAACGCCGAAAAUCGCUCAGUGGAGGGCAACCUUUACCAGGGGCUUUUAUGCCUGAUUGUGAUGAAAAAGGAAACUACAGUCCAAAGCAGUGUCAUGGCAGCACCGGUUACUGUUGGUGUGUUAACGAAAAUGGUAAAGAGAUUUCUGGUUCAAGAACUCCACCUGGACAACAGGUUCCAACAUGUGGAGCUUCUGUCUUAUCAGCUGAAACAUCCUGCAUAAAAGAACGACAGAAAGUGCUCGGUGCAGAGAAACCAAUAUUAGGAGCGUUUGUACCGGAUUGUGAUGAAAAAGGAGACUACCGACCAAAGCAGUGUCAUAGCAGCACCGGGCACUGUUGGUGUGUUUCCAAAGAUGGUAAAGAGAUACAGGGUACAAGAACGGCACCUGGGCAGACACCCCCUACAUGUGAGAUUCCAGGAGGUGAAAAGCCCUGCAUGAAAGAACGCCAAAAAUCGCUCAGUGGAGGGCAACCUUUACCAGGGGCUUUUAUGCCUGAUUGUGAUGAAAAAGGAAACUACAGUCCAAAGCAGUGUCAUGGCAGCACCGGUUACUGUUGGUGUGUUAACGAAAAUGGUAAAGAGAUUUCUGGUUCAAGAACUCCACCUGGACAACAGGUUCCAACAUGUGGAGCUUCUGUCUUAUCAGCUGAUACAUCCUGCAUAAAAGAACGACAGAAAGUGCUCGGUGCAGAGAAACCAAUAUUAGGAGCGUUUGAACCGGAUUGUGAUGAAAAAGGAGACUACAGACCAAAGCAGUGUCAUGGCAGCACCGGGCACUGUUGGUGUGUUUCCAAAGAUGGUAAAGAGAUACAGGGUACAAGAACUGCACGUGGGCAGUCACCCCCUACAUGUGAGAUUCCAGUCUUAUCAGCUGAAACAUCCUGCAUAAAAGAACGACAGAAAGUGCUCGGUGCAGCGACACCAAUAUUAGGAGCGUUUGUACCGGAUUGUGAUGAAAAAGGAGACUACAGACCAAAGCAGUGUCAUGGCAGCACCGGACACUGUUGGUGUGUUUCCAAAGAUGGUAAAGAGAUACAGGGUACAAGAGCUGCACCUGGGCAGACACCCCCUACAUGCGAGGACCGAGUCUUAUCAGCUGAAACAUCCUGCAUAAAAGAACGACAGAAAGUGCUCGGUGCAGCGACACCAAUAUUAGGAGCGUUUGUACCGGAUUGUGAUGAAAAAGGAGAAUACAGACCAAAGCAGUGUCAUGGCAGCACCGGGCACUGUUGGUGUGUUUCCAAAGAUGGUAAAGAGAUACAGGGUACAAGAGCCGGACCUGGGCAGACACCCCCUACAUGCGAGGACACAGCUGAAACAUCCUGCAUAAAAGAACGACAGAAAGUGCUCGGUGCAGCGAAACCAAUAUUAGGAGCGUUUGUACCUGAUUGUGAUGAAAAAGGAGAAUACAGACCAAAGCAGUGUCAUGGCAGCACCGGGCACUGUUGGUGUGUUUCCAAAGAUGGUAAAGAGAUACAGGGUACAAGAGCUGCACCUAGGCAGUCACCCCCUACAUGUGAGAUUCCAGUCUUAUCAGCUGAAACAUCCUGCAUAAAAGAACAACAGAAAGUUCGUGCAGGGAAACCAAUAUUAGGAGCGUUUGUACCGGAUUGUGAUGAAAAAGGAGACUACAGACCAAAGCAGUGUCAUGGCAGCACCGGGCACUGUUGGUGUGUUUCCAAAGAUGGUAAAGAGAUACAGGGUACAAGAGCUGCAUGUGGGCAGUCACCUCCUACAUGUGAGAUUCCAGCUGAAACAUCCUGCAUAAAAGAACGACAGAAAGUGCUCGGUGCAGAGAAACCAAUAUUAGGAGCGUUUGUACCUGAUUGUGAUGAAAAAGGAGAAUACAGACCAAAGCAGUGUCAUGGCAGCACCGGGCACUGUUGGUGUGUUUCCAAAGAUGGUAAAGAGAUACAGGGUACAAGAGCCGGACCUGGGCAGUCACCCCCUACAUGUGAGGACACAGUCUUAUCAGCUGAAACAUCCUGCAUAAAAGAACGACAGAAAGUGCUCGGUGCAGCGACACCAAUAUUAGGAGCGUUUGUACCGGAUUGUGAUGAAAAAGGAGACUACAGACCAAAGCAGUGUCAUGGCAGCACCGGGCACUGUUGGUGUGUUUCCAAAGAUGGUAAAGAGAUACAGGGUACAAGAGCCGGACCUGGGCAGUCACCCCCUACAUGUGAGAUUCCAGCUGAAAAAUCCUGCAUAAAAGAACGACAGAAAGUUCGUAGUCCAAGGAAACCAAUAUUAGGAGCGUUUGUACCGGAUUGUGAUGAAAAAGGAGACUACAGACCAAAGCAGUGUCAUAGCAGCACCGGACACUGUUGGUGUGUUUCCAAAGAUGGUAAAGAGAUACAGGGUACAAGAGCUGCACGUGGACAGUCACCCCCUACAUGCGAGGACCCAGAUCCUGUGACAUGCCAUUAUGCAGUAGCUGUGGUGAAGAAAUCCAGUACAUUACAGUUCAACCAACUAAAGGGCAAGAGAUCUUGUCAUUCUGCGGUGGGAAAGACAGCCAGUUGGAUCGCUCCUUUGUACAAACUCUAUAAGAAGAACUUACUAUUGUGGGAGAAACCUGAAGAAAAAUCUUUUGAAAAAGCCGCUUCAGAGUUCUUCUCAGUCAGCUGUGCCCCAGGAGCCAAAGAGGAAAACUUGUGUAAGCAGUGUGCAGGAAAAGAAGAGAAGUGUAAGCGCAGUCCUGGAGAACCAUACUAUGGGGAUGAAGGAGCACUUAGGUGUUUGAGAGAUGAUAAAGGAGACGUGGCUUUUGUGGAACACACCGCUUUAUCAGGGCAAGACUUGGACAAUUUUGAACUUCUGUGCCCAGACAAUACUAGGAGUCCGCUAAGUGAACAUAAACAUUGUCACUUUGGAAAAGUCCCCAGACAUGCUGUGGUGACAAAAAGCACUGGAGACAAGAGUAAGGAUAUCAUUGAGUAUCUUCUUGAAGCUCAGAAAAAAGGUUGCAAACUAUUCAGCUCCACUCAUGGAAAAGAUUUGAUAUUUGAACACACUACAAAAAAUUUGAUUGCUCUUCCAUCAGCAAUGAACACUUUUCUGUUUUUGGGACCAGAAUUGUUUGAUGCCAUGAAAACACUGCACGGAGCACCUCUUCCAUCCAAGAACGAAGUGCGCUGGUGCACCCAAAACAAGAAAGAAAAGACCAAAUGUGAUGACUGGUCCUCAGUAAGUGGUGGUGCUAUUAAAUGCACAGAGCCAUCUUCUGUACAGCAGUGCAUUGAGAAAAUUCUGAAACAUGAAGCUGAUGCAGUAACUCUGAGUGCAGAACACAUGUAUACAGCACUGAAAUGUGGACUGGUUCCAGCAAUUGAUGAGUACCACAAUAAAGAUGACUUAGCUCCAUGCAAGACGCUUGGAGACAUAUAUACAGAUUUUGGUACACCCAGGGCCGUAGCCUUAGUAAAGAAGAGCGACAAAGGCAUCACAUGGAACAAUCUUAAAGGCAAAAAGUCCUGUCACACUGGUGUUGGUCACAUGGCUGGAUGGGUCAUACCCCUGAGCCUAAUUAGUAAGCAGACUAACAAUUGUGACAUGGGGUCCUACUUCAGUCAGAGCUGUGCUCCUGGAUCAGCCAUUGAUUCCAAUCUCUGCAAACUGUGUAUUGGGGAUCCACAAAACACCAAAGCACAAACAAAAUGCUCCCCAAGUGACAAAGAGGCUUAUUUCGGCAGUGCAGGGGCCAUCAGGUGUCUAGUGGAGAAAGGAGAUGUGGCUUUUUUGCCUCACACUGCUGUAAUUGAAAACACAGAUGGUAAUAAUCCUGCACUUUGGGCAAAAGAUUUAAAAUCAACAGAUUUUGAGUUAUUAUGUCCUGAUGGCUCUCGAGCCCCUGUCACUGACUACAAAAACUGCAAACUUUUAAGUAUCUCCUCUCCAUCUGUCGUUACCCGGGAGGAGAGCGUCAGUGAUGUUGUAAGAAUUGUUCUUAAUCAACAAUCUCUCUUUGGGCAGAAAGGAUUUGAGAAGGAUAUUUUUCAGAUGUUUUCUUCAAGUAAUGGCAAAAACCUACUCUUCAGUGAUGGCACACAAUGCUUGUUAGAAUUUGACAGGAUAAUCGGAAGAGACAUUAUGGAAGAUUAUUUUGGCAAACGGUUUCACACAGCUGUGCACAGAGAUAACCAAUGCUUACCAACAUCAGAAUUUGCCUCUGCUUGUGCAUUUCAUCACUGCUGACAAGACUUAGUAAUGGAGACUUUGUCAAGUAAUGGAGACUUUGUCAUCAAGCUGCUGUCAUUCUUUUACUUUUAAGUGUUUUCAUUCUCCAUCUUACAAAUGUCAGUUUUUCCAAUAAAUAUUUGGAAUUUA